Molecule: messenger RNA, 1437 nt
Organism: Paramecium primaurelia
Lineage: Eukaryota; Ciliophora; Oligohymenophorea; Peniculida; Parameciidae
Source: the annotation of a GenBank genome assembly
AUGGGUAAUAAAAUAAUGAAAAGCUAGGCGGAAUUUGAAUAGGAUUAUCAAAGGAAAUAAGAAUGUAAAAGAUUAACUAAUAACGAUAGAGAAACCUUCUGUAUUAGCGUUAAACCUUUUAAUUAAAAAAAAGGGUCGAGUUAGUACAGAAUAUUAAUUCUUGACUCCUCCAAUUGGUAAAGGAUAAUAUUCAGAAAUACGUAAAGUAAUAAAUAAAAAAACUGGAAUCAUGAGAGCUGUAAAAAUAGUAUAAAAGAAUGCUAAUGAAAAAGAAGAAGAAAGAGUUACAUCAGAAGUCAACAUUUUAGAAAAACUAGAUCAUCCAAAUAUUUUAAAAAUAAAUGAAUAUUAUAGUGAUGAUAGAUUUCAUUAUAUAAUAACAGACUAUUAUUCUGGAGGAGAAUUAUUUAGUAAAAUUUAAGAGAGAAGAACAUUCUCUGAAACAUAGGCAGCAAGAAUUAUUAGAUAAUUAUUAUAUGCAUUAAAUUAUUGUCAUCUACAUGGGAUUGCUCAUAGAGAAAUCAGACCUGAAAAUAUUAUGCUCGAAAAAAGUUCUGAAUUUGCUUCAGCUAUUUUGAUUGAUUUUGGUAUGUGUUAAAAGAUAUCCCAUAAAAUGCAUAGUUCAGUUAAUCAUCCUUAUUAUUAAGCACCAGAAAUACAAUUAAAAAAAUAUAAUGAAUAAAUUGAUAUUUGGGCUAUUGGAAUUAUCACAUAUAUUUUAUUAUGUGGAUAUCCUCCUUUUGGAGGAGAAUCAAAUAGAAAAAUUAUUGACAAUGUCCUCAAGAAACCUUUGGUUUUUGAAGAAUAAGAUUGGAACAAGUACAGCAAUGAAUCAAAAGAAUUUGUCAAGAAAAUUUUAAUUAAAGAUCCAAGUCAAAGAAUAACAAUAGAAUAAGCUUUGAAUGAUCCUUGGAUUGUUAAGAAUUUUGAAUUAUAGGUUAAUGAUGGUUAAUUAAAAAGAGUGUUAACAAAUUUAGUUAAUUAUAAUAGUCAAUCAAAAUUAUAAGAAGCAACACUAAAAUUAAUAGUAUUGUAUUUAGCUUCAAGAGAGGAAUUGAGUGAAUUAAGAGAGAUAUUUACAUAUAUUGAUUCAAAAAAUGAUGGGUAUAUUGAUGUUGAAGAGUUAUAAACUGCUAUGUUAAAAAUAUUUGAUUUUGAGACAACUGAAAGAUAAAUUAAUAAGAUAUGUGGUGAAGAUGAAACUCUAUCUUAUUCACAAUUUUUAGCUUAAGCAAUAGAUAAAUAAGCCAUUUUAUAAAAGUCUAAGAUAGAAACUGCAUUUAAAUUGAUAGACAGAGUAUUAGUGAAAUCAAAUAUUAUAGAAUGCUUCUGGAAAUAUUAAUGUUGAAGAAUUAUGUGAAGCUUUUAAAUGCAAUUUGGCUGGUAAUGAUUAAUGGAUAGAAAUAAUGAAUGAAGUUGAUGCAAAUCAUGAUGGAG